GUUGGUCUAUAAAAGCUGCACCCAGGAGGUAAAGAGAGCAAAGCACAAUCUCUAUCAGCAAGGGAGAAACACCAACACACACUUUGCACACACAGAUUAGAGCAGAACUGUCAUACACACAACACUUCCUGGGAUAUGAACCCUCUCGUCCUCACCUGUCUCCUGUGCUUCGUCAUCUCCGGUGCUGUCGGUGCCCUGGGAUCCGAGGCCACGUUCUCCGGUGAACUAGCUGGAGUGACCGGGGGUCCGGCCUCCGGCGAGGGCCUCCUGAGUUUGCUGGGCGACGAUGACGAGCUGGAAGUAGAUGAGGACGUCUCGGGAGCAGACAACGGAAAUUUCAGCCUUAUCGAUUUACAUCCCAGUAGAGAUGAGAAGAAGAAGAGAAAAGGCAAAGGCAAGAAGAGGAACAAGAGCAAGAGCAAAAACACGACUCCUAUCAUCCCCGAGCACACUAUCACUAACGGAUACACGUCGACUCUCAGCACCACGGAGGAUCCCUGCACCUCCACCCACCUGGGCUACUGCAUCCAUGGCUACUGCAAGUACAUAGAGGGCCUGCAGGAGCCAGUAUGUAUAUGCAUGAAGGGUUAUGACGGGGCGCGCUGUGGGAUCCAGUCUCUGGGGACGAUUAAAACCCAGCCCGAUCAGAUCACCAACACUGAGUUGGUGCAGACGGUCUUAGUGAUCAUCGCCGUGGUCCUGUCGGUCAUCAGCUGCACCGCCAUCCUGCUCAUGACUUGUGCUCAUUACAGGUCACAUAAAAACUUCCUGGCAUCCUACCUGGGAACUGGGACGGAGCAGGAGAAGCUACAGAAACCAGUCGGGGACGUUGUGGUGUGAGGGCGUCAAGUUACGUUGAGCCAGCUGCACGACUCAAAGACGAAGCGGACGGGAGGAGCCUGAGGACCUGAUAAAGCAGUAGAGUGAAUAGACUGCUUCAUUAGAUGCUGUGUAACAAAGAGUUUGUUAGAAUGUAAUUUAUUUAGUGUGAUUAUUUAUUGCUAACGACUGUAUGAGUAUGUUUGUAUGUUGGACCAUUGUUAUCAUGUCUAUUAUGUGCGAAUGUGUGCGAUUCGGUCUUAUUUAUUGCACUGCCGUUGUUAUAGGUCAGAGAAAUGCUCUUCAUCUCACUCUGGGAAAGGGAUGGAAUUUGAUCACCAAUAAAGUAUCUCAGUGUUAAGUGAA
Sebastes umbrosus (honeycomb rockfish) is the source of this 1185-nucleotide messenger RNA. RefSeq names its product amphiregulin (gene areg). The transcript has 6 exons. Lineage: Eukaryota; Metazoa; Chordata; Actinopteri; Perciformes; Sebastidae. The coding region runs from base 136 to 840 and encodes 234 amino acids. The record is from RefSeq and is a predicted model, not a curated record. Gene Ontology annotation, biological process: epidermal growth factor receptor signaling pathway; positive regulation of cell population proliferation; positive regulation of mitotic nuclear division.